AAUGAACAAAUAACAAAAUAAAUGUAUAAUUUACAUUAAUAAAUUUAACAAGAGAAACAGCUGUUCAACAAAAAUAAGAAAUGCCAUUUGGUAUACCAAGAUGUAAAUGAUGUAGCAGGUUAUAAAGCGUGUUGUCUAGUUAAGUAAUAUACGUGGACAUAUGGGAUAAUGUAAAUUUAUGCACGUACCUGUAGUACUAGGCAUUCUGGGAAGUGUAGUCUGACCAAACAAACAGCACAGUACAAAAUGAAGGAGGUCCUGAGGGUUUAAUGUCUCUGUUAAAGGGGGGAAAUAAGGUUAAGUUAUCUCUGAAUGGAACCCGCCCCGCAGCUCGGGGGUUUAGUUGUUACAAGUGUUGGGACGCGGCCUUUCCGGUGUUGUCAUGGUGACGGUGAAAGGCUGUAAACUGCUAAAGUUUUGUUUUCAGCUUCGUUUCCAGAGAUUUUAACCAUAUCUGUCAGUCUUCAUCAGCAGAUGGAUAUUCCCCAGGAGAAGAUGGACACCGCUGAGACACGGAAGCGCACCGCGUCAUUUCUACCAGACAUUACCACCAACAGCAACAAAUGGAAGAGAAGUUCCCAGUAUCAGAUCAAAUCAGUCUCAGAUAAACCAGCUCACAUCCUCUCCAAGGAAGAAGUUGCACAGUCCAGAAACAGUCUGAAACAGAACAUCUGUGUGAAGAUGCUUCAAGAAGGUUACCACAGGUCGUUCUCCGAGGUUUUCUCUUUGCUGAAGUCUGAGCAGGAGUGGAGGGAGGCGGCUGAACCUGGUUCAGCUCUCAGGCUUCAGACUCCACUGGAGGAACAGAGCGAUAAACUGGAGACCAUGAGGCGGCACCUGAACCGGGCCGAGGAGGCUGAAAGGAUCGGCUCCUGGACCAGGGUGUGUGAGCAGCGCCUGUUGUUGGCUCGGUGCUUCACGGCUCCUGAGGAUCUGUGGCUGAGUUUGCACUUCUACCACAGCUGUGCAGACAGAAAGCAAGGGGGGCGCUCGAGACCAGCCACCGACGCCCGGGCCUCCAUGGCUGAGCUCUACCUGCAGCAAGGAGAGCUGCAGCAGGCGAUGCAUCAGGCGGAGCUGUGCGUCAAGCAGGCUGAAGAAGGCGGCUGGCUGGACUCCACCGGUCGGCCCCUGAAGCUCCAGGCUUGCCAGACACUGUGGGGCAUCUACAACCAGCUCGCCGAUGCUCCGCUGGACGCCGCAAACUACGAAGAGGCCCUGAAGCUGCUCCACAAGGGCUACAACAUAGCCACUGAGUCUGAAGACAAACAGAUCCAAGGGGAGGCCACCUAUCGACUGGGAGCGGCCUAUCAGCGCACAGGAGACCAUGACACGGCCAAAAAGUUCUUCAGCACUUGCAUGCAGAUUUACGGCACACUGCAGGACGCAGACGGACUGGUGAAGGCCUACAAGGCUAUGGCCAAGUCUAUGGAGAGUGGGGGACAAAUAGAUGACACUGUCCAGUGUCUGGAGAAGUUAGUCGACAUCACUCAAAGCAAUGGACUGCAACGCAACCUGGCGGACGCCUACUUGUGUCUGGGCAACAUCUACUUCAAAAUGGGUCAGUUCGAGAGAGCUUGUGAGUUCUUCCUUCAGGGUUAUGAAGUGGCCUGUAACAUAGAAGACGUGGCUCUGCUGCAGAAAGCACAGGUGUUGGUGGGCAGCGCCCGCGCUCGCUGCCUGAUCAGAAAAUACCGCGCUGACGUGAAGUCGGCCACGCCCACGGCCCUGCGACGACUGGUGGCCUGGAAAGACACCAGAGGAUGUGAGGAGUUCAGUCCAGACUCUACAGAUCCUGCUGCUGGUACUAACUCCUUAUCAGACAAUGAUCCUGGUGAACACCAGUAAGACCAGUACAUUCUCCUUUAUUCCUAAAACACACUCUAAUGACAGCUGUUUCAUUUAUUGAAUAAAUCAUAUUCUGUAAAUGUGUUUGAUAUAAUCUCAUUCCCUUGUUAACAGUCAAAUUAGUGACUUAAUAAAUACACAAGAGACGUGUAAACCUGUGUUUCCUCCUGUUGGAGAGGAGCAUCACCUAAUCCCAUUCUCACCAUGAUCUGAGCUAAUCCCAUCUAAUCUGCAGACUAACACAUGUUGAUAAAAGAAAGGCACUGAUCACUGAUCUCGUCUGACUCUGGGUAAGAGAAAACAAACAAACCAAAGAUUGCUCUUAAUACUCGGCUCAGUUCAAACACAUUUCAAUCAAAAAAACAUUUCAACAAUUUCAAUAACAAGUUCAGUUUUCCCCCGGGUUUCACUGUUGCUGUGAAUCCAGCACGUUGGACCAGAGAUAUCUCAACAUCUACUGGAUGGAGUGUGAGUUGGGAGAUGAACAGAAACCUGGUCGGCUGGAAGUAUGACAUGUCAGACUUUCUCCCGAGCACAUGAACGCAGCAUGACAGUUAACAGCUCUAAAUGAUGUAAAGCUGGAAAUGGCAGCACCAGAUCACAGCUCCUGUUUGUACGAUAAUUAGCUAAUAAACAGGUUUAUAAACCAUGUGGACAAACAGAAGAGCAGGCGGCCACUCCUGCUGUCCGUCAGCAGAGCAGAGGAAACGACGAAGAGGAGGAGGAGGAGGAUGAAGGUCUAAAUAUCUCAUCACAAAGGAACUCCAUUACAGCUAAUAAAAACCAUGAUGCUGAAGUUAAACUGUGAACUGUUCUCUUCUCAGGUUCAACAACUAUUAUUAUUCCAACUUUCUUUUUUAUUAUUCAACUUCAUGUAAAACUUGUACAGCUUGUGUUUUAAUCACAUUAAAUUUUAUUUGUUCAUA
This is a messenger RNA of Seriola aureovittata, 2774 nucleotides long. It is a transcript of the gene ttc29, whose product is annotated as tetratricopeptide repeat domain 29. The transcript has 13 exons. Lineage: Eukaryota; Metazoa; Chordata; Actinopteri; Carangiformes; Carangidae. The record is from RefSeq and is a predicted model, not a curated record. Gene Ontology annotation, molecular function: protein binding. Bases 475 to 1848 code for a protein of 457 amino acids.